AUGCCGCCCGGCGGCGACAGCAGCGACGGACCAGCUCCUGGAGGCAGGGGUUUCCCCGCGUUGGGUUUAAUCUCGCAACGACAGGAUGGACGUUACCUUCUUCUUACGCGCUCGGACGAAGGUGAGACGCUGGAAGGAGUUUCACCAUUUUUGAUCGAUAAAGCGAUCAAAAACUGCUGUGGGGACGUGGCCAGCGUGAAACGUAUUCGAGAAGGAAAAAUAUUAAUCCAGACACACAACGAAAAGCAAGCGAACCAACUUAAGAAACUAACCUCACUUAUUGAUGGAUUGAACAUAACCAUAUCCGAACACGCCACGUUGAAUACAUGCAAGGUAGUGAUCACGUGUCACGAUCUAAAUAAUAUCGACGAGAAGGAAAUUUUGCAAGAGCUCAAUGGGCAAAAAGUGACUCACGUGCAGCAAAUAAAGCGAAAAGCAAACGGUCAACUUAUCAAAACCCCUUGCUUCAUACUGACAAUCUCUUCAACAAUACGACCAGAACGAGUCAAAGUAGGAUUCCUCAGUGUACCAGCUCGCCCAUACUAUCCACGACCUGUGCGUUGUUUUCAGUGUUGGAGGAUCGGCCAUCUUGCUCGUGACUGUCGAAGAGAAAAAACAUGUGUUAACUGUUCGGAAGAAUAUCACGGCGAAGAGAGUUCGAAAUCAUCAAAAUGCGUCAACUGUAAUGGAAAUCACCCAGCUAACAACCCGAAAUGUGACGUCUGGAACACGGAAAUGGAUAUUAUUCAGAAGACCUGUACGUGUAAAUGCACCUGUGGUCAAGUUGCCAAGGCAGAAGGAUCUACUACAAAUACAAAAGCUUCGACGUCAUCUGAGAUCAACAGCAGCCAAAUUCCAACUAAAUUAAACGGUAGCAGCCCACCUAGCUCCCCCAGAACGAAACGUGACGGAAAAACCAGCGAUGAUGAAACACCUGCAACCCAGAAGACUGUAAGUAAAGAGAUGGACAAUGACAAACCUGAUCCCGAAGCAACCAAGAAAACUCGCGGACGAACAAGAAAGAAACCAACGCCGGAAACCAGGAACAGAACCGAUGCUGAGAAUGGACCGAAUGACCAAAAUGCAUAA
Molecule: messenger RNA, 1089 nt
Organism: Wyeomyia smithii (pitcher-plant mosquito)
Lineage: Eukaryota; Metazoa; Arthropoda; Insecta; Diptera; Culicidae
Exons: 2
Coding region: 1-1089 (362 amino acids)
Molecular function (GO): nucleic acid binding; zinc ion binding
Source: RefSeq, a predicted model, not a curated record